This is a messenger RNA of Hansenula ciferrii, 762 nucleotides long. RefSeq names its product SDR family oxidoreductase. Bases 1 to 762 code for a protein of 253 amino acids. The record is from RefSeq and is a predicted model, not a curated record. Gene Ontology annotation, molecular function: oxidoreductase activity, acting on the CH-OH group of donors, NAD or NADP as acceptor. The transcript has a single exon. Lineage: Eukaryota; Fungi; Ascomycota; Saccharomycetes; Phaffomycetales; Wickerhamomycetaceae.
AUGUCCGGAAAAGUUUAUUUCAUCUCAGGUGCCAAUCGUGGUAUUGGUUAUGAAUUCGCCAAACAAUUAUCAUCAAUUUCUUCAAAUACUGUUAUAGCAACAGCUCGUGAUCCUUCGUCAUCUUCUGAGUUACAACAACUAUCUGGAUCCAACUCUAACGUUCAUGCCAUCAAACUUGAUGUUUCUGAUGAAAAAUCAUUUGAACAAUUAGAUGAUCAAUUAAAAGAUAUUGCACAAAAUGGUAUCGAUGUCUUGAUUUCAAAUGCUGGUAUUGCACAAUCUUAUAAAUCUUUGUUAGAAACACCAAAAGAAAAGUUCAUCAAUCACUUUAAUGUCAAUGCUGUUGGUCCAAUUCUUUUGGUUAAAGCUCUUUACAAAUAUUUACAAAAAUCUCAAACAAAACAUAUCGCUUUCGUUUCCAGUUUAGCAGGUUCUAUUAAUGAAUUUAUCCCAUUUAGCACAUCCGCUUAUGGUCAGUCAAAAGCAGCUUUGAAUUACGCUGUGAAAGAAUUUAGUUUUGAGUUAGAAUCUGAAGGUUUCACUGUCAUUGCUUUGCAUCCAGGUGUUGUUUCUACUGAUAUGUUCAAUACGGCAUUUUCUUACUAUGAAGAGAAUGUACCAGCUGUUGUUGAAGUUUUAAAAGACUACGAAACUUUAACUUCUGAAGAAAGUGCAAAGAGACAGUUAAAAACUAUCACUAACUUGUCAAAAGAGCAAAACGGUAAAUUUUAUGAUGAAAACGGUAAAGAGGUUUCCUACUAG